Molecule: messenger RNA, 628 nt
Organism: Microplitis mediator
Lineage: Eukaryota; Metazoa; Arthropoda; Insecta; Hymenoptera; Braconidae
Exons: 3
Coding region: 58-555 (165 amino acids)
Source: RefSeq, a predicted model, not a curated record
GAAUUGCGCCGAAAAAAUUGUUCACGGAAAUUUUCAAAUUGUAUUUAAAAAAAAAAUAUGAUGGGAAUUAAAAGUCAAAGGUUCAUAAUUUUCUCACUAUUGAUAUUCGUCUCCGUAUUGAAGUCAACUGAAGAAUGUCAGACAAGUGCACCAGCCAUUGACAGAUUUGAUGAAUGGGAAAAUGACGCGCCGAUCACAGACUCAGUUAUUAAAAAUUCAGUUGCUCUGACUUCGACACUAAGUCGUGCAAAAAACCAUAACAGGCAGCAUAAUUUACAACUUUUCAAUACUUUAUCCUGCAAAGGAAUUUUUAACAACGACGCCAUGACAAUAUUGACUUCUAUGUGUGAUCACUGUUAUGAAGUCGACCCAAAAAUGGAAACUGUCCAGUACUACUGCGUGCGGGAUUGUUUUACCACAAACCGAUUCGAACUCUGCAGACAAUUUCAUGCCGAUACAUCAGAUGAAUUCCGAAACAUCGUACACGAGACCAACUUAAUUAUUGAAGAAUUAAGUGGAGUUAAAAUGACUGAAGAUUCGAAUAUUGAAAAGUGAAAAAAAAAAAAUAAAUAAAAUUUUGAGAUGUUAUUUUUUUUGUAACUGUUAUAAAAUUUUCUCUGGAAUGAGU